Molecule: messenger RNA, 1404 nt
Organism: Prunus avium (sweet cherry)
Lineage: Eukaryota; Viridiplantae; Streptophyta; Magnoliopsida; Rosales; Rosaceae
Source: RefSeq, a predicted model, not a curated record
UUUGUUGCUGAAAAAUGCCGAUUAAUCAUUUUUGCAGAAAGCAUAUACUGGCCUGUGUUUAGUGUUGCAACUGCAGCUGCUAUUGUUGCAAGUCAGGCCACCAUAACUGCAACUUUUUCAUUAAUCCAGCAGGCCCUUGCGCUUGGCUGUUUCCCAAGAGUCAAAGUUGUAUAUACAUCAAGGAGCCAUCACCAGAUAUAUAUUCCAGACAUUAAUUGGAUUCUUAUGAUUCUAUGCAUUUCUGUGACAGCUGGAUUUAAAAAUCAAAGCCAAAUUGGGAACGCUGCUGGGACGGCUGUUGUCAUAGUCAUGUUGGUAACCACAUUUCUUAUGAUUUUAGUCAUGAUAUUAGUGUGGCGCUGCCAUUGGACUCUUGUACUCAUUUUCGCUUGCUUAACAUUGGUAGUGGAGGGCACUUACUUUUCUGCAGUACUCCUUAAGGUCAAUCAAGGUGGGUGGGUUCCUCUUGUGAUUGCGGUAGCCUUCUUUAUCGUUAUGUAUGGCUGGCAUUACGGUACAGUAAUACGCUUUGACAUUGAGAUGCACAGUAAGGUAUCGAUGGCAUGGAUUCUCGGACUCGGUCCCAGUUUAGGACUGGUUCGGGUACCUGGGAUAGGACUUGUGUACUCUGAGAUAGCCACUGGAGUGCCCCGCAUCUUCUCUCACUUUAUCACCAACCUACCCGCCAUCCAUUCUGUUGUUGUCUUUGUCUGCGUGAAGUACCUUCCUGUCUGCACAGUCCCAGAAGAAGAACGGUUCCUGGUAAAGCGGAUUGGACCCAAUAACUUCCACAUGUUCCGUUGUGUUGUAAGAUAUGGCUACAAAGACGACCACAAAAAGGAUGAUGACUUUGAGGAGAAGCUCUUUGACAACCUCUUCACGUUUGUCCGGCUUGAGUCCCUGAUGGAAGGAUCUCCAGGCUCUGAUGUAUCCAGUAUACUUAACCAGCAAACAAUCCAAUCAAGAGAUGCCAUGUGGAACAAUAACAACAACAGUAUACCUUACUCCAGUGCAGACCUGUCAAUUACAUCAGUGGACUCAAUUGAGCUUGCUGAUUCUCCAAUGUACAUGAGCCAGCCUCUGACGUGCUCCAUUCCGACAAGCAGCCAGCUGGUGGAGAUCGAUGAAAUAGAAUUCUUGAACAGGUGUAGAGAUGCAGGGGUGGUGCACAUACUGGGAAAUACUGUAGUGAGAGCUAGGAGGGACUCAAAUUGUUUUAAAAAGAUGGCUGUUGAUUACCUUUAUGCAUUUCUUAGGAAGAUAUGUAGAGGAAACAGUGUACUCUUCAAUGUUCCUCAUGAGAGUCUCUUGAGUGUUGGACAGAUUUUCUAUGUAUAAACACUUUUUGGUACUAUAAACCAGCAAUUGUAAAUCGGCUUCUGCUUUUCAAUUUCAUGAUCAUUG